CCAUCUACAAUCGACAGGAAGUGAUGGUCAUGGACAAGGUGGGACCCAUCAACGAGGGAAGUCCCCUGUUCCUCGCGUGUGAAGUGAAGGGAGGUCGUCCCCAGCCUACAGUGUCGUGGUGGUCAGACCAAACCCUCGUCGAGAGAAGGUCGUACGUGACGUCGGCGGGUCACAUCAGGUCAGAGCUACGCAUCAACGAGGUCACGAGAACUUACCACAAGAAGAAUUUUUCGUGUCAGGCUCAGAAUAACAACCAGAAAAAGCCACUCAUGCAGGAGGUCACUAUAGAGAUGAACCUACGACCUCUGAGUGUGCAGAUCCACGUGCCCGAAAACCCCCUUAUAGCAGGUCGUCAGUAUACCUUCACCUGCGAGAGUCAAGGGUCGAGACCUGCACCUGUCAUCACCUGGUUCGAGCAGGGCAAGGAAGUCGAGGCCAACAGAGCUCAUACGAGAUCCAGCUCCAGCGAGAGGACGACUGGCUCCCUGGUGAUGGUCCCGAGGGAGCACGACCACCAGAAGAAACUCAAGUGCCAGGCCUCUAAUCCUGCCAUCGCCGGGAGCGCUAUUUCCGAUGAUGUCAUUCUCAACGUCCAGUACGCCCCUGUUGUUCGCCUGCGGAUCGGGAAGAACCUGGUCCCCGGAGCCAUAAAGCAGGGCAGCGACGUGUACUUCGAGUGCGAGGUGGAAGCCAACCCUGCUCCUUACAAGAUCGUCUGGGAAGUGAAUAACGAAGAAGUCCACCACAACACGAGCGCGGGUGUCAUCCUCAGUGCCAACAGUCUGGUGCUUCAAGGAGUCGAGAGAUCGAGUGCCGGGACCUACACCUGUUCAGCGACCAACACCCAGGGGACACAGCGCUCUAAUCCCGUGCGCCUCGAUAUCAUGUGUAAGUGUACAGUACUGAGGUUGUGCAGUUGAUUCAUUAUGCACAUUUUUAUUUUCUGAGUUGUUGUUUUUUUCUGAUUUUUUUUUACUAUGUAUAUAUUUAUGGAUUUAUGUAUAUUUUUGUCUGUCUAUUUAUGA
This is a messenger RNA of Penaeus monodon (black tiger shrimp), 1025 nucleotides long. RefSeq names its product hemicentin-2-like. The record is from RefSeq and is a predicted model, not a curated record. Lineage: Eukaryota; Metazoa; Arthropoda; Malacostraca; Decapoda; Penaeidae. The transcript has 6 exons. Bases 24 to 920 code for a protein of 298 amino acids.